CUAGGCUAUCUAGGGCUGUUCUGCUCGACUUCAGUUGGCCUGGUGCACACCUUGUGUUGUCCAUCUUCAGGCAAACUCCCGAUUUCGGGUUGCUGUAAUUUUCGAGGAGCUUUGCCCCCACCCCAUCAUCCAAAAUGGCGUCCUACGACCCUGCAGACCCGGAUAUGUUGUAUCUUGCCAUUGACCGCAAGAAGAUGAUGAAGGAAAUGGUAACACCCUUUGACGGCAAGAAGGCUUGCUGGGUUCCUGAUGAAAAGGAAGGCUUCAGAGCUGCUGAAAUCCAGAGCACCAAGGGAGAGGAAAUCACCGUUAAGACGGACAAGUUGGAUGUCAAAACCUUCAAGAAGGAUGACAUCCAGUCGAUGAACCCUCCCAAGUUCGAGAAGAUCGAGGACAUGGCCAACUUGACAUAUCUAAAUGAGGCUAGCGUUCUCCACAAUCUGAGAGCCAGAUACGAAGCUGCUAUUAUCUAUACCUAUUCUGGCCUCUUCUGUGUCGCCAUCAACCCCUACCGCCGACUCCCCAUCUACACCCCGUCCAUCGUUGGCAAGUACAGAGGCAAGAGGAAGACCGAGAUGCCCCCUCACCUGUUUUCCAUCUCUGACAACGCCUACCAGUUCAUGGUGCAAGAUCGUGAGAACCAGUCUAUGUUGAUCACUGGUGAGUCUGGAGCCGGAAAGACUGAGAACACCAAGAAGGUCAUUGCCUACUUCGCUCACGUCGCUGCUGCCGGGGGAAAAUCCGACGAGGAUCAAAAGAAGGGUUCGCUCGAGGAUCAGAUCAUCCAAUGUAACCCUGUGCUGGAGGCGUACGGCAACGCCAAGACAACUCGUAAUAACAACUCCUCCAGAUUCGGAAAGUUCAUCCGUAUCCAUUUUGGUACGUCUGGAAAGAUCGCCGGUGCCGACAUUGAGACCUACCUGCUGGAGAAAUCUCGCGUCACCUUCCAGCAAUCUGCAGAGAGAAACUACCACAUUUUCUACCAGAUGUGUUCAAACGCCAUCCCUACAAUCCCUGAGAAGAUCCUGGCCACGCCUGACCCUGGUCUCUACUCCUUCAUCAACCAGGGCACCCUCACCGUCGACGGUAUCGAUGACGUCGAGGAAAUGAAAAUUACAGAUAGUGCUUACGAUGUGCUUGGAUUCACGGAGGUUGAGAAGAACAGUAUGUACAAAUGUACUGGUACCAUCCUCCAUCUUGGCGAGAUGAAGUUCAAGCAGAGAGGCGAGCAGGCCGAGGCUGACGGAAGUGGAGAAGCCGAAAAGGUGUCCUUCCUGUUAGGUGUGAACGCCGGUGAUCUUCUGAAGUCUUUGCUCAAACCUAAAAUCAAGGUCGGCGCUGAUUACGUCACCCAGGGUCGUACCAAGGAACAGGUGGUGAACUCGGUUAAUGCCCUGGCUAAGUCUCUGUACGAUCGUAUGUUCAAAUGGUUGGUCUUGAGAGUUAACAUCACUCUCGACACAAAGAAGCCAAGGCAGUUCUUCAUCGGUGUCCUGGAUAUCGCUGGGUUCGAGAUCUUUGAUUUCAACAGCUUCGAGCAAUUGUGCAUCAACUACACCAACGAGCGCCUGCAGCAGUUCUUCAACCACCACAUGUUUGUGCUGGAGCAGGAAGAAUACAAGAAAGAAGGCAUCCAGUGGGAGUUCAUCGACUUUGGCAUGGACUUGCAGGCCUGCAUUGAGCUCAUUGAGAAGCCUAUGGGUUUGUUGUCCAUCCUUGAAGAAGAGUGCAUGUUCCCCAAGGCUUCUGACAAGACCUUUAAGGACAAGCUGUACACCAACCAUAUGGGCAAAUCCCCCAACUUCCUCAAGCCGGACAAGAAACUCAAGGGUGGUGCCCACGGCGACUUCUGCCUGAAGCAUUACGCUGGAACUGUGCCCUAUAACAUCACUGGCUGGCUGGAGAAAAAUAAGGAUCCAAUCAACGAGACGGUAGUGGAAUUGUUGUCUCACUCCAAGGAAAAGCUGGUCCAGACCCUCUUCCCAGCCGCCGCACCUGCAGAGGGAGGCGGUGGCAAAAAGAAGAAGAGCUCAGCCUUCCAGACAAUUUCUGCAACCCACAGGGAGUCACUGAACAAGCUGAUGAAGAACCUGUACAGCACUCACCCUCACUUCGUGCGUUGCAUCAUCCCCAACGAGCUUAAACAGCCAGGCCUGAUUGACGCUGCCCUUGUGCUCCACCAGCUCCAGUGUAACGGUGUACUUGAGGGUAUCCGUAUCUGCAGGAAGGGAUUCCCCAGCAGAGUUAUUUACUCUGAGUUCAAACAGAGAUACUCAAUCCUGGCUCCCAACGCCAUCCCACAGGGUUUCGUGGAGGGCAAGGUCGUAUCUGAGAAGAUUCUGCUCGCCCUUCAGAUGGACACAGCUGAGUACCGUCUUGGCAAUACCAAAGUGUUCUUCAAGGCUGGUGUCCUUGGUUACCUUGAGGAUCUCCGAGACGAGCGUCUGUCCGCGAUCAUUUCUAUGCUCCAGGCCCACAUCAGGGGUUAUCUGAUGCGAAAAUCAUACAAGAAGCUCCAGGACAGGAGAACUGCCUUGUCUGUGAUCCAGAAGAAUAUCCGUAAAUGGCUUGCCAUGAGAAACUGGCUCUGGUGGAGAUUCUACACCAAGGUCAAGCCCCUCCUGAACAUUGCACGUGCCGAGGACGAGAUGAAGCUGAAGGAAGAGGAACUAGCCAAAUGCAAGGAAGAACUGGGCAAGGUCGUUCAGAGAGGAAAGGAACUCGAGGAACAGAACGUGGACCUUCUCCGGCACAAGAAUGACCUGUUCCUUCAAGUGCAGUCUCAGGGUGACACUCUUUCCGACCAAGAAGAGCGAAUUGAACAACUUGUCACACAGAAAGCUGACUUUGAGCAGCAGCUGAAGGAUCUGGAGGAACGUCUUUUGGAUGAGGAAGAUGCAAACGCUGAUGCCGCAGAUCAAAGAAAGAAAUUUUUAGACCAAAUCGAAGGUUAUAAGAAAGAUAUAACAGACCUUGAGGGUACCCUUGCAAAGGCUGAACAAGACAAACAGACCAAAGACAAUCAGAUAAAGACACUCCAAGAUGAGAUGGCAGCUCAGGACGAACAAAUCGCCAAGUUGAGCAAGGGCAGGAAGGAUCUCGAGGAAACGCAAAAGAGGACCCUGGAAGAUCUUCAGAAGGAGGAAGACAAGGUCAAUCACCUCAACAAACUAAAGCAGAAACUUGAGGGAACACUCGAUGAGCUUGAGGAUAACCUAGAACGAGAGAAGAAGGUGCGAGGUGAUGUUGAGAAGGCCAAGAGGAAGGUAGAACAGGAGCUGAAGGCAUCGAAUGAGACAAUUGAAGAACUUGAUCGGGCAAAGAGGGAUCUCGAAGAGGCAGGCAGAAAGAAGGACCAGCAGAUCAACAGUCUUAACUCCAGGUUGGAAGAAGAACAAUCCUUAGUUGCUCAACUCCAGAGGAAGAUUAAAGAGCUUCAGGCUCGUAUCGAGGAGCUCGAAGAGGAACUGGAGGCUGAGCGAUCUGCUAGAGCAAAGUCUGAGAAACAGAGAAAUGAGUUUUCUCGUGAAAUCGAGGAGAUCGGGGAACGUUUGGACGAGGCUGGUGGAGCCACUUCCGCUCAAGUGGAGCUCAACAAGAAGCGUGAACAGGAGCUCCUGAAGCUCCGUCGUGACCUUGAGGAGUCCACCAUGCAGCACGAGGCUCAGGUAUCCUCACUCCGCAAGAAGCAAACUGACGCGACCAACGAGCUCAGUGAGCAGGUCGAUCAACUGCAGAAGGUCAAGAGCCGUCUUGAAAAGGAGAAGAACCAGAUGAAGGGAGAGAUCGAUGACUUACAUAAUCAGAUCGAAUAUGUCAAGAAGAACACUGGCAUGUCCACCAAGCUUUCGAAACAGAUGGAUAACCAGCUGUCAGAACUAAACUCAAAGAUCGAGGAUGGUCAGCGCCAGAUCAAUGACCUCCAGGGCCAGAAGAACCGACUCCAGAAUGAGGCUGCUGAGACAACCCGUCAGCUUGAGGAGGCGGAACACAAAGUGGGCCAACUGACAAAGGACAAGAAUGCUCUCCAGAACGCUCUCGAUGACGCCAAAAGAAGCUUGGAGGAUGAGACUAGAACUCGGCAGAAGCUUCAGUCUGAGGUCCGCAACUUGAAAACCGACUUGGACGCAUCUCGCGAGCAGCUUGAGGAGGAGCAGGAAUCACGCGCUGACCUUCAGAGGCAGCUGUCAAAGGCAAAUGCCGAGGCUCAAAACUGGAGGGCAAAAUUCGAGAGCGAAGGGCAAGCCCGCACCGAGGAACUGGAGGAGGCUAAACGUCGUCUGCAGUCUAAACUCAACGAGGCUGAGCAAAACCUUGAAACUGCAAAUGGCAAGAUCAACGGCCUUGAAAAGGCAAAGUCGCGCCUUCAGGGAGAACUUGAGGAUCUCAUGGUCGAUGUCGAGAGGUCCAACGCUAACGCCAACGCGCUUGAGAAGAGGCAACGUUCCUUUGACAAGACUCUUGCCGAAUGGCAGUCCAAGGUGACGGACCUCCAGGCGGAGCUCGAGGCCUCCCAGAAGGAGUCGAGGGCUUACUCCGCUGAUCUGUUUAGAGUCCGCGCGUCCGUUGAUGAAGCCAACGAUACCGUCGAGUCACUCAGGAGGGAGAACAAGAACCUUGGCGAUGAGAUCCAUGACCUGACUGACCAGCUGUCGGACGGAGGCCGCAGUGUACACGAUCUGGACAAGGCCCGCAAACGUCUCCAGAUGGAGAAGGAGGAGCUUCAGGCAGCCCUGGAGGAAGCCGAGUCCGCUCUGGAACAGGAGGAGGCCAAGGUCGUCCGUGCUACUCUCGAGGUCGCCCAGGCGCGUGCUGAUAUCGACAGGAGACUUCAUGAGAAGGAUGAUGAAUUUGAAAACACACGCCGCAACCACCAGCGCGCCCUUGAUUCCAUGCAAGCCAGUAUGGACGCUGAGGUGAAGGGCAGGGCUGAGGCCAUGAGGAUCAAGAAGAAGCUGGAAGCUGACAUCAACGAGCUGGAGGUUGCAGUUGAUAGCGCCAACAGAACCAGAGCCGAUGCUGAGAAGAACGCCAAGAAAUACCAGCAAACCGUCAAGGAAUUGGAGAUCGCAGUAGAGGAGGAGAAGCGUAAGGUGGAUGAAGCCCGUGAUGCUGCAAACAUGACCGAACGCCGCGUCAACAUGCUCAGCGGUGAGGCCGAAGAACUUCGCUCAGCACUCGACUCUGCCGAUCGGGCUCGCAAGGGAGCUGAGAAUGAACUCAUGGACGCAAAUGAUCGCGUUAACGAACUCGCAGCACAGGUGCAAUCUUUGUCAGGCCAGAAGAGGAAGCUGGAAGCUGACAUUACUGCUAUGCAGACUGACAUCGAAGAAAUGAGUUCCGAAGUUGCCAAGGCCAACGAGGCUGCGACCCGGGCUGCUGCAGACGCCACCCGCAUGGUGGACGAGCUUCGCCAAGAACAGGAUCACAGCAUGCAGAUUGAGAAGGUCAGGAAGGGCCUCGAGGCUCAGGUCAAGGAGCUACAGACUCGCCUGGACGAGUCAGAAGCACAGGCCCUCAAGGAAGGCAAGAGGACUGUUGCUAAGCUCGAACAGAGGGUCCAGGAGUUGGAGACUGAACUUGAUAGCGAACAGCGCCGCCACGCGGACACUCAGAAGAACAUGCGCAAGGCCGACAGACGUCUGAAGGAGAUUGCGUUCCAGGCCGAGGAGGACAGGAAGAACAUUGAACGCCUUCAAGAUGUCAUCGAACAACUGAACGGCAAGAUCAAGACCUACAAGCGCCAGGUGGAAGAGGCCGAGGAGAUCGCUGCAGUGAAUCUGACCAAGUUCCGCAAGGUCCAGUCAGAGCUGGAGGACGCCGAGGAACGCGCGGAGUCGGCCGAGGCCACCAUGAAUAAGCUCCGUGCCAAGUACCGUAGUUCGGUGUCCAUGGCACCCAAUACCUCCUCCAGUAUCAGUUAAAUACAACAGAUAGAUACAACACAUUUCGAGCGUGAAGAGGAAGCGUUGCUCGGGGAAUAACGUCUCACUCUUACCUGUCCUCUACAAUAUCCAAUGAGAGUGAAGGCAAUUAUUAGACAAUAGCCUAUGCAUUUUCUUUCCCAAUCCCUCCGCUCCAGUAGGACGCAGCUGUGGGGCAUGGUGACACGCCCUCAUGUGCGUCCUGUCUGUGGCUCUGACUUCCUUUGGUUUCAAGGUCAUUAUGUCAAAAUAUUUUAGAAAAUUGAAAAAACGUGAAAAUUUGACCUAGGCCAAAUAUGGAACUGCUCUGCACUGCUAGUGAUAUUGUAUUUAUUAACAUUGUAUUUAUUGUUAUUCUGGCUCGUCUAGAUGGGCAUGUACAUGAUGUUCAGCCUGAGGCUGUGAAUGACCUCUCAUUGGACGGACUCGGCACAACGAACGCUCAUUCUAUUGCUCUGUGGUAUACGUUACUAUAGUUACCAGUAUAUUCGUAGAGUGAUGUAACCUCUCGGCAGUAAUAUACUUAAUAAAUGCUAUCAAUAUAA
Molecule: messenger RNA, 6469 nt
Organism: Haliotis rubra (blacklip abalone)
Lineage: Eukaryota; Metazoa; Mollusca; Gastropoda; Lepetellida; Haliotidae
Product: myosin heavy chain, striated muscle-like
Exons: 38
Coding region: 135-5924 (1929 amino acids)
Cellular component (GO): myosin complex
Molecular function (GO): ATP binding; cytoskeletal motor activity; actin filament binding
Source: RefSeq, a predicted model, not a curated record